GCCAUCCAGCCUACAACCGGCGUGAAAAGUGCAAACAACCGGCACGACAAACCGAAAAAUGCACUAAACUCACAAUAAAUUUAUUCAACAUUAAUCAGCCCGAUACAACUUUUACAGUGAAUAUAGCAGAUUUUCUUAGUAGCGGAAAAGACGAUGUAUUAUUAGUUAGAAAAGACUUGCCGAAAGUUCAUGGCAAUCGGGGCCUAAGAAAAGCACAGGAAAAUAUCGGUUAGCUUUGUUUUGUGUUGAUGAGAGCCCUAUAAUGGUCAAUAAAUUAAAUAAAGAGUAUUAUAACACUGUUUUAGCGCAGGCCCUGAGCCCGUGUGGCAAUUAUUUAGUUGUUGGCGAUAUUUAUGGAUGUUUGUCAAUAUUCCACUUGUCCAAAAUAGUAAAUCCUGAAGCAAACCUCACUAGAGAAGAAUUGGUACCCAAAUGCAAAGUUACAGUGAAACCAGAUUAUCAGAUUAACAGCUUGAUUAGUGCUGGUGAUCAUCUAUUAGUUGGAGGCUUUGGAGAGAUUUAUGGUUAUGCUUGGAAACAAAUUAAGACUGGCAGAAAUCAGCAACCUCUAUGGACCAUCGAAAUUCCCGACAGCGAAGAUGAAUUCAAUAAAGCUGAAGUGAACUGUAUAGUUUAUGACAAAGAUGCUGGAACUAUUUAUGCAGGAUGCGGAGACAACAAAAUUUAUGUAUUUAAUCUGGAACAGAGAAGGACAUUAAAGACUUUCAGUAAACACACAGACUACAUCCACUGUAUUUGUAAAAACGGAAAUAGAUUACUUUCAAGUGGAGAGGAUGGUAUUGUAAAUAUAUGGGACAUCAAAAGUGGUAAAGUGGUCGAUAAAAUUGAGCCUCACGCUAACAGCCAAGUGGCGAGGCCCGAUUUAGGAAUUUGGAUUGGGGCGUUGGAUUGUAAUGAUGACUAUGUGGUCUGCGGUGGAGGACCAAGGCUUACCCUUUACCAUUACAGGUUUCUAUCAAACUCUAUGAUAUUCCCAAUAGACGAUAAAGGCAUACAUGUGGCGGAUAUUUACAAAGACAAGGUGUUUGCAGGCGGUCGAGCGAAGUUCUUCUAUCAAUCGAGUUUUAACGGCGAUAUCGUCAGCGAAAUACCUACUAGCGGAGCGACCGCUUACACUGUAGUGAGACAAGAGGAACCUUUUAAAGUAAUGUGCAUUGCAGGAUCCAGUCCCAAAAUUGAUGUGUGCUGCAAUUUCAUGUAUAAGGACCAACAAUUAUUUCUGUAUUAA
This is a messenger RNA of Cylas formicarius (sweet potato weevil), 1249 nucleotides long. RefSeq names its product THO complex subunit 6 (gene thoc6). Gene Ontology annotation, biological process: mRNA export from nucleus. Gene Ontology annotation, molecular function: protein binding. Lineage: Eukaryota; Metazoa; Arthropoda; Insecta; Coleoptera; Brentidae. The record is from RefSeq and is a predicted model, not a curated record. Gene Ontology annotation, cellular component: transcription export complex; THO complex. Bases 263 to 1249 code for a protein of 328 amino acids. The transcript is spliced from 4 exons.